Gambusia affinis (western mosquitofish) is the source of this 3561-nucleotide messenger RNA. It is a transcript of the gene pax2b, whose product is annotated as paired box 2b. NCBI's taxonomy places the organism in Eukaryota, Metazoa, Chordata, Actinopteri, Cyprinodontiformes, Poeciliidae. The record is from RefSeq and is a predicted model, not a curated record. The transcript is spliced from 10 exons. Gene Ontology annotation, biological process: anatomical structure development; regulation of transcription by RNA polymerase II. Bases 554 to 1732 code for a protein of 392 amino acids. Gene Ontology annotation, molecular function: RNA polymerase II cis-regulatory region sequence-specific DNA binding; DNA-binding transcription factor activity, RNA polymerase II-specific.
GGAGGAGAGGAGGGUUGCAGCUUUUAGAACCACAGACACAGAGAAGAGGCUUCAUUCCCAGCUCCAAAAAUCCAGCCUCACGCACCCUAUUGCGCCAAGAAAGCCAGAAGCCGGCGUGUAAGCCUUUCUUCGCCCGUGAAUCGAGCCCACCAGGACUGAGGACAUAUCGGGGGGCCCUGUACGGAGAGAUUCCUGCGAGACAAAUAAGAAAAAAAAUUAAAAAAUAAAAAAAAUAAAGGAACCGGGUUCGGUCGCUGGCAUGCUGUGAGAAUUACCUCCAGCCUUGAGAAGCGCUCCUUCCGUCAUGCAGUGCACCUGCAAGAAGACAUCCAGUUGACGGACCGGACUGCUGAAAAAAAAGAGAGGGAGCGAGAGAGAGAGAAGAGGGGGAACUUUAAGGGGAAGAAGUUGCCAUCGGAUCGGGGCUGGAGGGGGGUCCAAAUUAUAAGUCCCUCCAUCGGUUAGAAUCACAUUUUUUCUCCACAAUUCCCCCCCUCGAUAGGAAGGCGAAACGGCGACUUCAGUUGAUUAUCUGUCUUUCCUUUGCUAUCCAAUGGAUAUUCACUGCAAAGCAGACCCCUUCACGGCGAUGCACCUUGUAUCCCACGUAGGGCACGGAGGUGUGAACCAGCUCGGCGGGGUGUUUGUGAACGGCAGACCCCUCCCGGACGUGGUGAGGCAGCGGAUAGUGGAGCUGGCCCACCAGGGCGUCCGGCCCUGCGACAUCUCCAGACAGCUGCGGGUGAGCCACGGCUGCGUCAGCAAGAUCCUCGGCAGAUACUACGAGACUGGCAGUAUCAAGCCUGGAGUCAUUGGUGGGUCCAAACCCAAAGUGGCCACUCCGAAAGUAGUGGAAAAAAUAGCAGACUACAAGAGACAAAAUCCCACCAUGUUUGCCUGGGAGAUCAGAGACAGACUGCUGGCAGAGGGCAUCUGCGACAACGACACUGUUCCCAGCGUCUCAUCCAUUAAUAGGAUCAUCAGAACAAAGGUCCAGCAGCCUUUCCAUCCAUCUCCUGAUGGAUCAUCGCUUUCAACGCCCGGUCAUACAAUAGUACCAAACACAGCUUCCCCACCUGUAACCAGCGCCUCCAACGACCCUGCGGGAUCCUACUCCAUUAACGGGAUUUUGGGUAUUCCUCGAUCCAACGGAGAGAAGAGAAAAAGAGAUGACGAUGGUUCAGAUGGUUCUGGCCCAAACAGUGAUUCUCAGGGUAGCGUGGAGAGUUUACGGAAGCACCUAAGGGCAGACGCCUUCACCCAGCAGCAGCUGGAAGCUUUGGACCGGGUCUUUGAGCGCCCCUCGUACCCCGACGUCUUCCCCACCUCGGAUCAUGUCAAACCGGAACAGGCUAAUGAGUACUCGCUCCCUGUCCUGAAUUCCAGCCUGGACGAAGUCAAGCCCAGUUUAUCCUCUAGCGCCAACCCAGACCUGGGCCCCAGUGUGUCGCAAAGCUACCCUGUAGGCCGGGAUAUGGCAAACACGACCUUACCCGGGUAUCCCCCUCACGUUCCCCCAACAGGCCAAGGCAGCUACCCAACCUCAACACUCGCUGGAAUGGUUCCUGGGAGUGAGUUUUCGGGGAACCCCUACAGUCAUCCACAGUACACAACCUACAAUGAAGCCUGGCGAUUCAGCAAUCCAGCAUUACUAAGUUCCCCUUAUUAUUAUAGUGCCGCAUCGAGAGGCUCCGCCCCUCCCACUGCUGCCACUGCCUAUGACCGUCACUAGUUACCAUGGAAACCAAAUCAACCUGCAGGACCACGGCCUCAGCCUCCAUAUUGCCCAGGUGUGAAGAACGCGGUCGACUGGACACUGAGCAAAAAGCGCAUAAAAUGUCCCCGACUAACAAAAAAAUAAUAAUAAAAAAAAAAAAAUAGAGGAGAAAAUUCAUGGAUUCAAGACAACCACCAUCUUCUCUCAUCACAGUUUUUCUUUGAAUGUUUUCUUUUUUUUUUUUUUUUUGGACACCCAAAGCCAAAAAAAAAAGAAAAACGAAAAACACAAUUAUGGAACAGUGAAAGUUUGAACCCUUGGCUAAUUGCAAUGGUUUUAAAAAAAACAGGACUCCAGUCAAAAACAUUCUGAAUUUAUUUUCCCCACCUGUGGUGCCACUCUUUUAUCCAUAACAGAUCAAUACUGUACAUUCCUUUCCUCAAUGGGUCCCAGCAGGGAUACUGUCCACAGCUUGAAAUGUAUCAGCAGGAUUUUUUUUCUCUCCUUUUUUUUCCCCUUUUGCCAUUUGUCUCCCACUCGAAUCAAAUCGCAAUGCACAGAGAUCAAGGGAGAUGAGCAGCAACCCGUGCAGGCUGUGGCGGUUGUUUUUCAGUCCAUCUGAGCAGGCACUGACCAAACAUCCAGCAUGAGUGGAAGAAAAAAAAUAAAAAAUCAAUCGCUUUUGAUGCCGUGAGAAGAUUAGGACAUGUUUUCUGUGAGACACAAUCAAGAUGUAAAAAUGAAAAAUGAAAUAAACACCUGUUUGAAAAAUAGCGGGAACCAUGUUAUUAUAGCACCAUGGCUCACUAUUUGCAAGGUUUCCAGUUAAAAUAAUUUUUUAAUUUCAUUUUUUUAUAAUUUGUAAAGACUAAUUUGCAGACUGCUUGGCUAAUGUUUGACUUGUUCUCUAUUUGUCAGGAAGGUAAUCAGGCAAAACCUUUGAGUGUUUAUUUUUGUGUUAAGUUUGCACUAUUUUGGAGGUUUGCAACACUGGACUGUGGUUAUGCAGAAAAACUAAAUGUGCAUAUUUGUUUUAUGUAAAAAAGAAAAACUGACUGUAAGCCUUAUGCGUCUCAGUCUGUAAAGGCACUUACAGUUUUACAAAGCCCAUCAUCUCACUGACUUGAUGUGCACUAUACUACUUUAUGUUCCCACUGCUUAUGUUUAAGUUCAUUAAGUCUUUGGCAUUCAACUGCAGAAGUAAGGAUAUAACAGCCAUUCCAAAUCUAAUUUGUCUGGAUUCACUCUGAUUGGAUGAUUCUGACAUCGAAAAGCAGGGUGACAAUUUCAACUAUAAAUGCCUUAAACAUGUGCCCUCCUAACUUUAACUCCCGCAUGUUUCAGGACAAGUAAAAAAAAAUUAUUAUUUUUUUUUUCAGCAAAGCUGGAAUCAUUUGUUUUUUCUUCAUCUGUCAAGUGAAUGUAUUUGCGUUUGCCAAAGACUUAGUUAUUUUUAAUGUUAAUUUACAGGCCUCCGAUAUGCAUCAUGAGAGCAGUAUUAUUGUUAUUAUUAUUGUUACUAUUAUAAUUAUUGUUAUUAGAAAAGCCCACAAUGUUCACAAGGAAAAUUAUAUGUAUAAAUUCUAUGCAGUGCAAAGAUGGUCAUCAUAUGCAUAUUCAGCUGUAAACCUAAAGGUAGGUGGAGUUUAUUUAAUGUUAUGUUAUUUACAAUUUGUUCAUUUUGUAGAAGCAUUUUGUGUGUGCGUAUGCGUGUGUGUGCGUGCAUGGGGACGAGGGGAUGCGUGCGUGCGUGUGUGUAUGUGUGUGCGAUAUGAAGACACUUCUCUGUAUAUACAGUAAGGAAAAACUGUCUUUCAUGUUCAUGGGUAUUAUCACUUUCAUUA